Dictyostelium discoideum AX4 is the source of this 267-nucleotide messenger RNA. RefSeq lists its product as hypothetical. The coding region runs from base 1 to 267 and encodes 88 amino acids. The record is from RefSeq and is a predicted model, not a curated record. Lineage: Eukaryota; Evosea; Eumycetozoa; Dictyosteliales; Dictyosteliaceae. The transcript has 2 exons.
AUGUAUGUCACAUCUAGAAUUGGAAAAGUAGUAGAUGCGUCAAAAGUGCAAGUUAGAAAAGUAAAUAUCGGAGGUAAUACAAUUUCCACACCAUGUAUAGACGUUUGUAAAUUAGAUCCAUCUUCAGGUUUUUGUAUGGGAUGUGCUAGAAAUAAAGAAGAGAUUGGAUCAUGGAGCACAAAAAAAGAGGAAGAAAGAGUAAGAAUAAUAGAAGAAGAAUUACCAGAAAGAAAACAGUAUAUACACUAUCCUCCAAUUAAUAAAUAA